Molecule: messenger RNA, 3472 nt
Organism: Clarias gariepinus (North African catfish)
Lineage: Eukaryota; Metazoa; Chordata; Actinopteri; Siluriformes; Clariidae
Gene: uimc1
Product: ubiquitin interaction motif containing 1
Exons: 18
Coding region: 297-3179 (960 amino acids)
Biological process (GO): double-strand break repair; positive regulation of DNA repair
Cellular component (GO): BRCA1-A complex
Molecular function (GO): K63-linked polyubiquitin modification-dependent protein binding; DNA binding; histone binding
Source: RefSeq, a predicted model, not a curated record
CGCAAUGUUUGGGCCGAGAAACUAGUAGGUAAAUGGUGUAGUGCUACUUGCUAGCUGUUAGUUAUAGUUACACGGCAUAGUUUUUUGUAAGGCAAGAAAGAAGCUAGUUAGCUAGUAAGACAGAUAGGUAAUAUUAAUUAGCAAGUUGAUUUUCGGUACAUUUUAUACAAGUAAAUGAGGCGAGGUUUAGAUAGCCAGCUAGCUAGUUAGCUAGCUAGCUAAUGUUUAGUAGCUUUGGAAAAGGUCGAGAGAUUCUAGAAUCUUCUUGAGGUUUCUAUACAGUGUAAGUUAACGUUAUGCCUCGGAGAAAGCGAACCACAGGUCACAAUGAAAGGAAAAGUAAAGUUCGUCGAAGAGAACAUAUUAAAGAUGAGAAUGAGGAAGAGGAGGAUGAAGAAGAAGAGGAGGAGGAUAACACUCUGGUCAUCUCCGACUCGGAUAGUGAUGAACAGCAUCAGGAAGGAGACAGUUCAGUGAAAGUGACUCCCAGAGCUGCAAGGCGCCGGGAAAGAGAAAAGAAAACACACAUGCAAGACAUGACUGAGGAUGAGAUGUUGGAUCUGGCUUUGAGGCUGAGUAAACAGGAGGCGAAGAGUGCAACCCAGAGAGAACAGGUGGAAGAUGACGACAUGAGAAAAGCCAUCGCAGAAAGUCUUCAGGUCAGCUGUGGUCAAGCUUCAGAAACAAGCUCCAAGAGAGCCAGGUCUGCAGCAAAACCUCACCAAGGCCGAGACACUGUGACCUCAAACGUUCGGUGUAAGCUGUCCUUUCCUGGCAAAGAUGGCAAGGACAGCAAAGACAGCGGGAGCAUUGACGAUGAAGUCCCGUUCUCACGAAUGAACACUUCGGAACGAUUUGAGGACAUCAGUCCACUACCGCAGAUGCCUGAUCUAUCUCAGAAGACCUUGUCGCAACCUUCGCCUCCAAGUCCGGCUCACCCAUCUGUGCCUUCUGCAGCUUCUCAAGAAUCCCAAUCCUCAUCUCCGGCUAAACGGGAAUUUUUAGAGCGCUCGCCUGAGGACGAGCCUUCACAGAGCGAAUCUCAGCUCCAGAAGUCACCCGUCUUCCUCCGUGAGUGCAGCGUGAGACUGAUCCAGAACCUCCCGAGCACAACCGGAUCCUCAAGGAACAUCGCGUCUACAAACGACAGCUCUCUCAGCGUACCCAGUCCCGACCGCUCCCAAAACAGCCCACUUCCACCUAAAAGCCCUGUAUUUCCUAAAUCUGACUUUAAAAGAUGCACAAAUUUCACACAGGAUGAUCUUAGCAAUUGCACUCCGGACAGCAGCGUUUGCAAACCUGACGACGCGUUUCAAGAACCUCCAAGCCAUAAAAGCCGGAAAGAUUCCCAGGAACGCCUUCCAGACAUCCGGGAAGCUCAGACAUCCUCACGCGUUUCAGUGACCAAAGCCGACAAACAGGACGCUGUCAUGCUGCAGCAGGUGAAGGAUGAAUCCUCUCGGGAAACCGGCGUAAGCACCGUGUCAGUUGCAGUCAGAGCACAAAACUUGGAUGUGUCUUUGCCUGGAGAUGCCAAAUCUUUGGACGAGUUCACCAGUCACAUGGUACUUCAUUUGUCUGAUGAUGACGAUGAUGAUGAUGAUGAAGACGAUGAUAAGAUUAUCCCUCCGAGCCCAGUCUUUCCUCAGGGCCGUGGUUCAUGUGCAGGAAAGCCAAAGCUCUCACCAACGCAACCCUGCUCAUCCACACCUCCUGAAGAAACCACACAAGACUCGCUUCUGACCAAAUCUCCUCACCGAGCCGUAUCCGAGUCUGUGCAGUCAAAUGUUGCUAUAAAGUCUCCUGAAUGUAGACUCGCACCGCUGGCAAAGGGGAACGAGAACGCUCCUGUAUCGUACUACUGGGGCAUUCCUUUUUGCCCCAAGGGCCUACGUCCGGAUGAUUACACACGAGUCAUCCUCACCCAGCUGGAGGUGUAUGAGAAGAGCCUGAAAGAGGCUCGGAGACAGCUGCUACGCAAAGCCGACUGGGGUCUUCCAAUGAUUCCAUGCCCGGUGGAGAGACCCCAUGGCAGGAGACUGAAGCGCCACCGAGCCCCUCAGCUUCUGGAGGAGGAAGAGGACGAGGAAGACGAGGCACAAGACAAGGAAGAGAAAAAGAUGAAAGAGAAAAGGAAGGAGCAGGAGGAGCCUCAGCACUGUUCAGAAGAAGCGGAGAACGGACAGCAGGAAACGUACGUCGUCGUGUCCUCUCCCGAGACACAGGAAGAGCUUGGGAAAUCACCAUUGCUGUUUAGACAACAGGAGGCUACAACUUCAGCUAAACCUUCCAGUUGUCGAAAGCUGCUUACUCAGGACCUUUCUCAAGACACUCAGAUUCAAUCUCAACCCGAAGAGCAUGAGGAAGACAAUCAGAACGGAUGUUUUGAAGUGGAGAGCGCUGUGUGCCCAGAAACCCAGAUGACUGAAGACAACACACCCGAGCUGAUGGUGACCAGUCCUGGCCAGCAAACAGAGACUGAUGUCAUGGAGGUGGAUGAAGUGAGGGGUCCAGCAGCUGAAGGUGACGAGAGAAUGGACCAGGAUCGUCCGGGUGAGGAGCAGUCGUGGAGGGAAUCCGUUCCCUCUCAGGUAGAGUGUCCCAUGUGCACCCGCUUCUUCCCUCUCAGCAAGAUCGAGGUGCAUGCGGCCUACUGUAACGGCGCUGUAGAGAGCCAGGAUGUCGUCAUCGAGCAGAACGAGCAGGAAGGCCUUUCAGAAGUGAGUGCACGAAGGAGACGAGGAAAAAGAGCACAGAUGGAAGAUGAUGUAAGGUUUGAGAAAUCAGAGCAGCGGGAGAAAUGCUUCUUGUGUAGUAAAUUUUUCACAACUGAGGAGUACAGCCAUCAUGUGGACCAGUGCCUUCAACAGAAAACACACGGACCAAAGCAGGGCAAUGGCUUGCUGUCUGCCUUGAAUCGGACAGAAACGGUGCACCUAGAUGACAGUGGAGCUGGACCAUCAAAUACUACAAUCAGAAACAACCGCAGCCUUGCAGACGCACCAGUGAUGGCUAGUGACAGCACGGAUUCUCAAGCUUCAGCUUAUUACGUGAGCUCGUCUCCUAUCAAGUCCUUCACUCCCAUAUCUGAAAUCAAGGACUGCCUCGUCGACUUCCAGCGGCAGUACUCGGACCGGCCCAGCCAGAGACUGACGAGGAAGAGGAAGUUUAAGAGAUAGCAGGAAAAUAUGCUCCAAAGCAUGGCUUACUGCUUUUUCUUUUACACACCGAGGAUAAUUUGUGUAGUUUUUAUAUCAUUUCUAUGUUGUAAUUAAUAUGAUUAAAUGAUUUAGUAAUGUUAUUUAAGGUGCCUUGUUAUUUUGUAUUGUGUAAAUACUGUAUUAUGUAACGUUAUAUGAGACAAAAACAAAAAAAGAGAAUGCGUUCAGGAAACUUUUACAGUAUAACUGAUUAUAUAAAAAUGGUUAUAAAAUACUGAUGCUUGAUUAAACUUAAAUUUUCGUUUUUUGUA